UCUUCCACAGUCAUCAUUCAAGCACGCGGAACAAAUGAAGCACAAGGACCUUCUGCCGGAUUUGCAUUAAUGAAUGCUUUAGUGAUGGGCAGUUGGACAGGUGGCAAUCAAUACUUUGUUCAAUAUCCGGCAAAUUGGGAUCAAAUCAGCGUUGCAGGAACGGAUGAUAUAAUUAACAAAGUCACUGCAAUCUCGCAAAAUUUUCCAAAUCAAUGCGUACUCUUACAAGGAUACAGCCAAGGCGCAGCAGCAACGACAAAUGCAUUGAACCAAUUAAACGGAACAGCAGCAGAUUCGGUCAAGGGUGUUUUCUUGAUCGGAAAUCCACUCAGGAAACCAAACUUACCCUGUAACGUCAAUAGCACCGGAGGAACUUCAACCGAAUCAAGCAUAGGUGUCGAAAUGAGACUUUUGAGCAAUUUAUCCAGUGUACCCGAUUCAUUCGUGAAUAAAACUUUGGACGUUUGCAUUGAUGGAGAUGGAAUUUGUGAUUCGACAAAUGGAAACGGAUAUGGUGCUCAAAAUCAACAUUUAUCUUAUGCAUACGAUGCCAACGUUCAAUCCCUCGGA
This is a messenger RNA of Meira miltonrushii, 570 nucleotides long. RefSeq names its product alpha/beta-hydrolase. Lineage: Eukaryota; Fungi; Basidiomycota; Exobasidiomycetes; Exobasidiales; Brachybasidiaceae. The record is from RefSeq and is a predicted model, not a curated record. The annotation marks the transcript as partial. The transcript has a single exon. Gene Ontology annotation, molecular function: hydrolase activity.